Messenger RNA from Penicillium malachiteum, 1896 nucleotides. RefSeq names its product putative dynactin Arp1 p62 subunit RO2. The transcript has 2 exons. Lineage: Eukaryota; Fungi; Ascomycota; Eurotiomycetes; Eurotiales; Aspergillaceae. The record is from RefSeq and is a predicted model, not a curated record. Gene Ontology annotation, cellular component: dynactin complex. The coding region runs from base 1 to 1896 and encodes 631 amino acids.
AUGUCGCGCCCAUUUCCAUACACCUAUAUCUCGUGCCCCUGUGCCGAUACCCGGGUCCCUGACCCGGAAAGGAAGCGGAGGUCCAGGGAGUCCCCGCGAAAACCGACCCCAGAACGACCGGAGACUUCCCAGCCAGAAGACUCGGAGAAAACUAAGAAGGAGGAGAUUCAAACGGCACAGGAUGAGGAUGAAGAACAGACAUUCAAUCCCAGAUCCCCAAGGUCCAAUUUCUCACUAUACCCACCGGAGCAGCUGCUGUAUUGUGAGGAUUGUCACCAGAUCAAGUGCUCUCGAUGCAUAACAGAGGAAAUUGUAAGCUGGUAUUGUCCGAGCUGUCUAUUUGAGACACCAAGUAGCAUGGUGAAAAGUGAUGGAAAUCGAUGUGGUCGCAACUGCUUCAAUUGCCCUGUCUGUACAUCUCCAUUGGCUGUCAGCACCCUUGAAAACGUGACAGGCAAUGGUACUCAACAAGGUCCGUGGGUAUUGUCUUGCGGCUACUGCAUGUGGACGACGCUCGACAUCGGCAUCAAGUUUGACAAACCAACCAAUAUUCGCAACCAACUGCAAAAGAUGACCGAUGCCACGGCAGCACCUGCAUUUGAUACCCGAUCAAGACAAGGCUCUCGCGCCUUUGGGGAUUUGAAAUCUCCUUUGUCGACUUUGACUUCUAUUGCGGAUGGACAGCCUGCUCCUAAAGAGGGAGGCGAAGAUACACCCGCAUCAAAGGAGGAACCAUCGGAGACUGGUCCUUCAAACACAGAUGCUCGCUUCGCAGCCUUGAAGUCCUUCUAUCGUACCCAAAUCUCAGAGACAUCGACUUCUCCCAGCGACCCUCUAGGCUCAGACUUCGGGUUCUCAUCACCAGGCGCUCUGAACCGGCUCAUGUCUCUCUACGCCUCCUCAUCUCGCCUAAGCGGACUCUACGGCGGUAACAAGAAAACCAAAUCAAAGCCACCAGUAAUGCGAGAGGCGCUUACCGCAAGCGAGGGUCUACGCAUCGCAUCCGAAACCGAAGAAAGUGCCAUAAUUCAGCGACUCGCUUCUGCAGAUGGCGGCUGGGACAGCGUCGCAUCAAUCGAGCAACGCUCGCAACAAUCCCCAGAUGUGCGUUUCGUCGACGAGCUCCUCCCACUACCAGCACUCCUCCGUACCAAGCGAUCCAAGCGCUGCAAAUCCUGCAAGCAUAUUCUCGUGAAACCAGAGACGAAGCCCCAGUCUACACGGUUCCGUAUUCGUCUCAUUGCACUUAGUUACAUCCCCCUCCCGACUCUCCGUCCACUUGCUCUGCCUGCUUCCAUGACUGCUCCUCCACCACCGCCUCAAGAUCUUAAUGCCUUGCCUCCACUAAGACCAGUUCAUGUGUUACUCACACUAAAGAAUCACAUGUUCGAUCCUGUUCGCAUCACGCUCGCUACGCCCUCUGUAACACCAGGUCGUGUCGCGAGCAGAGUCACCGUGCUUUGUCCUCAGUUCGAUAUUGGCGCAAACAGCGAUGUAUGGGAUGAGGCGUUGCAGGGUGCUUCGGCUCCUGUUACGGGUGAUUCGCGGAUGACGAGUCUACGAGCUCAUGAGAAAGUGCCCGAGGCAGGUAAAGUUUGGGAUAAGGGUCGAAACUGGACAACCGUUGUACUAGAAGUUAUUCCGGGGACAUUGCCUGGUUCCGAGGCUGAGACUUCUACUGUUGGAGGUAAUGAGGGGGAUGAGGGUGUGGUGAAUGGUUCAAACCAGGAUGAGGAUGUACUGGAGAUUCCGGUCUUUGUGCAUAUGGAGUGGGAUGCGGAGGCACAGCUUGAGCAGCAGAAUGUGGGUAAGGCUUCGAAGCCUGAUGAUCUGGUUGCGAGGGAAUUGGCUUACUGGAUGGUACUGGGUGUUGGAAGGAUUCAGGAUUCCUUUUAA